ACUAAACGAAACGUAGAUCUGCAAGACUUGUAUUUGUAACCAGAGAGCUAGCGUCUGUCUCUUCUCCUGUUUAGCUAGAUAGCUAAGAUGGGGAGGUCCAAUCGCCACUGCUCCAUUUCCCUUGCAGUCAUCUUCGUGUUUGCCGUCCUGCUCCUGAACGCUGAUCUAGGGUCGUGCGGUUGCUUCAAGCGCAUCUUCUCCUUGGGCGACUCCAUCACCGACACCGGCAACUUCGCGUACAUCACCCGCAAUGGUCCGCCGGGUCCGCCCUCUGUGCCCCCUUAUGGAGAGACCUACUUCCACCGCCCCAUGGGCCGUGCCUCCGAUGGGCGUCUCAUCAUCGACUUCUACGCGCAAGCGUUGGGCCUGCCGUUGCUGCCGCCUAGCACUCCCGAGGAGAAGACGGGGAAGUUCCCGACCGGUGCCAACUUUGCCGUGUUUGGCUCUAUUGCGCUCAACCCCAAGUACUUCAAGUCAAGGUAUAACUUCAAUCUGUCGCGCGGGUGCCUCGACGAUCAGCUCGCUUCUUUCAAGAGAGUGCUCGCGCGGAUUGCUCCGGGAGAUGCUGCCACCAAGAGUCUCCUGAGCGAAUCCCUGGUUGUCUUUGGCGAGAUCGGCGGCAACGACUACAACUUCUGGUUCUUCGAUCGUACGCGCAGCCGGGACACGGCCCAGGAGUACAUACCGGACGUGGUUGCCCGCAUAGGCGCCGGCGUCCAAGAGGUGAUCAAGCUCGGUGCCAAGACUAUCCUUGUCCCUGGGAACUUCCCCAUCGGGUGCGUGCCGGUUUACCUCAGAGAUUACAAGAGCAACACGUCCACGGACUAUGACCAGUUCGGCUGCCUCAAGUGGUUCAACACAUUCUCCCAGAUGCACAACCAGCUACUGAAACAAAAGAUCAGCAUGCUCAAGUCGCAGAACCCCGGCGUGAAGAUCAUCUACGGCGACUACUAUGGCGCCUUCAUGGAGUUUGUCAAGAAUCCUCUCAGGAAUGGCAUUGACAAGCCUCUGGUGGCAUGUUGUGGUGGCGAUGGCCCAUAUGGCACAGGCCAUGAGUGCAACCAGAAGGCGAAGGUUUGCCCCGACCCAUCUAGGUUUGCCAACUGGGACCAAAUCCACAUGACCGAGAAGGCAUACAAUGUCAUCGCUAAUGGGGUGCUCAACGGCCCGUACGCGGACACCCCGUUGCUCCACACUUGCUAGGAGAAUACAGUUCCUUCAUUUUCAGAUUUGAAUAAUUAUUGCGUGGCUAAUGAAUACUCCCUUUGUAACAAAAAUAUAAGACGUUUUUUUGGUGACUUCUUAUAUUUUAUUAGAGGUUGUUA
Messenger RNA from Triticum aestivum (bread wheat), 1325 nucleotides. Its product is annotated as GDSL esterase/lipase At1g28600-like. Lineage: Eukaryota; Viridiplantae; Streptophyta; Magnoliopsida; Poales; Poaceae. Gene Ontology annotation, molecular function: hydrolase activity, acting on ester bonds. The record is from RefSeq and is a predicted model, not a curated record. Bases 88 to 1203 code for a protein of 371 amino acids. The transcript is spliced from 3 exons.